Periophthalmus magnuspinnatus is the source of this 1861-nucleotide messenger RNA. RefSeq names its product retinol dehydrogenase 5 (11-cis/9-cis) (gene rdh5). Bases 284 to 1282 code for a protein of 332 amino acids. The transcript is spliced from 6 exons. NCBI's taxonomy places the organism in Eukaryota, Metazoa, Chordata, Actinopteri, Gobiiformes, Gobiidae. Gene Ontology annotation, molecular function: oxidoreductase activity. The record is from RefSeq and is a predicted model, not a curated record.
UUUGCUGCAAUCUAGUGGGACCAUAAAACAACCCAUUCAUGUUCAUGUUUGCCAGUGAAACGUCAGCGUUUUCCCCACACACUUACACAAACCCAGUGUUACGGAUUGUGGAUUACAGAUCGCGGACUUGUCUUAAAGGAUCAACCACAGGGAUAAAGGCUCCUGGGCCCAGCCUCGUGGAGCUAAAACACAAGAGAGACCAGAAAGGGAAAGGUGUGGAAGUGCCAACAUCACCUCAAAACAAGGUCUCCAAACUCCAGACAGUUUGAACUGCCCCAGCAGCAUGGACACACAGAUAAUAUAUGAUCUUUUAGGGGAAAAUGCAUGGUUGUACAUCUUCAGCACAUUCGCGGUCCUUUGGGUGCUUGUCUGGCUGUACAGAGACAGUGUUGAAAUUGAUAACAUCGGUGAGAAAUAUGUUUUUGUGACUGGCUGUGAUACGGGAUUCGGGAACCUUCUCUGUAAGAAGUUGGAUCGUAAAGGUUUCCGUGUGCUGGCCGGGUGCCUGACGGAGAAAGGGGGCGAUGAUCUGAAGAGAGUAGCGAGCUCCAAGCUGAAGACUGUCCUGCUAGACGUGACCAGCCAGGACAGUAUACAGAAAGCAAUGGAGUGGACCAAGAAAGAAGUUGGAGAUAAGGGACUUUGGGGUAUUGUCAACAAUGCAGGCCGGGCGUUACCCAUGGGUCCGUCUGAGUGGAUGAAAAUCGAGGACUUCCAGUGCACGCUCAAAGUCAACAUGGAUGGAGUGAUCGCCAUGACGAUGACCUUUCUGCCCCUCAUCAAGAAAGCCCGGGGUCGAAUUGUGAAUGUGGCGUCAGUGCUGGGGCGCGUGGCUGCGAACGGAGGCGGAUACUGUAUCUCCAAGUUUGCAGUGGAGGCUUUCUCUGACUGUCUCAGGAGGGAUAUAAACAACUUCGGUGUGAACGUGUGCAUCAUUGAACCGGGGUUUUUCAAGACAGCCGUGACUAGUCUGGAGCCUCUUGAGAGAGAGUUGCACCGCCUCUGGAACCAGCUCAGCCCAGAAGUGAAGGCCAGCUACGGGGACAAGUACCUGGACAAGUACAUCAAAGUGCAGAGGUUGAUCAUGGGUAUUGUGUGCGACUCCGACCUCUCAAAAGUAACCAACUGUAUGGAGCACGCUGUAUCCGCUGCCCAUCCCAGGACCAGGUACAGCGCUGGGUGGGACGCCAAGCUCAUCUGGAUCCCCCUCUCAUACAUGCCCUCCUUCGUGGUGGACUUGGGACUCAAGCUGGUGCUGCCACGUCCCUCAAAAAGCGUCUAAGUCAAGAUCCGAUUUACGAUGUUGUGUUGUUUUAAAUUGCAAACAGAGGUUAAAGUUGCAACAAAAAGAUGUAACUUUUCUGGUUAUGGGUCCACCACGUGCAUGUCUCACUGGAAAUAUUUUUGCUUUGACUAGUAUGUUUCACAACUUAUCUGUUAUACAUUUAUUCUAUCACAUGUGCGUUAGUGAUUAAAAAUACAACCAUUCUUGCUGUGAGUGAGCUUACCGGUCCACAGAUCUGACCUGUUAAUACGACCUGGCAGCGUCACCUUCUUGUUAACAUAAAGAAAUAUAACGCCAUAUUCUGGAACGGGCUCCCCACCAGAAUUUUUUUUUUUUUUUUACAGUGAACCUUUAAACUGAAAAAUAUGCAAUCUGUACUUUUAUGUGUAUUUAUGGAAGUACCAUUUUACUGUGUAACCAAUUUGUUAUCAGUGCCAUUAGCCUAGAGUGCCUUCUUCUGUUUGUUAAUAUAGAACAAUGAAGAAAUAUGAAAUGCCUACAUAACUCGUUGUUGCCUUACAAAUUAUGUUAUUCUAUUAUUGUAUUAUGCCGUCAUAAUAAAGCAGAUAAAGAUGG